GAAUAGCGCGGCAAGUGGCGGUGUGUUCAUGUAUAAAGUACAUCCUUUCUUCCUUAUAUUUAUUUCUUCCGCUAAUUAUCAGUGAAAGCUCCGGUGAUCAAUGAGUAUCUAAUAACCGUGUGCAAGUUGGCAUUCCAUAAAUGUUGUUAGGUACAAUGAAUGCUGAACGACAUAAUACUGCACACUCAAUCUCGGAAAGAAUAUGUCUGUUGUGAAACUGAAGACUGUAAGAUGGGUCAUUGAAAAUUAAUAUUAAAAUUCUUUCACUCAUUACACAUAAUUACGUAACGUGAUCAUGAUUUCACCAGUUCAGCUACCAACGUAGAUUACUAAAGCCGAUUUGAUGCGAACAUCACGAGCUUCACCAUUAGCCAAACGACACCAAUUGGAAUACCUCCGAUGGCACCCUUUCCCAUUCUGUCGCUGCAUGAUCACAAGUGCUGCUGCCGUUUGAGGUCACUGUUGUUGAGAUGACAGAACCUGUACGCGGGCUGGAGGACAAACACUGCAGCUGCAGAUCCUCGACAGCGUCUACGAAAUGGACACGGACAAAACAUCGCUUGCGGUGAUCUUGAAAGAAGCCGACGGUUGUAGCGAAGAAACGUCUUUGUCACAUCUGAUCACGACUGUCCUAAUUACACUACACAAAUUAAAGAACAUGUAGUACGCAAAGGGUAACUGAAAAAUUCAUACCUGAAAACCAAGGGAAGAGGCUGCUUGGAACACCUUUUAGAUUCUUGAGCGGGAAUCUGCUCAUUGGCGUUAUCACAAAGUUCCCAGGCGUUGUGCUGCAGGCAGUAGAGACCUCGUGAACCGCAUGUGGAGGAAUGAAAGAAGGAAAAGGAGGAAACUCAAGAGCGCGGACCUGCUUGUUGUUGCUGCGUGACCCAGUUCUGCCGCCUCCUUCACCCAGUUACCUGGUCCACAGCACAGCAGUCAGUGCGCCCCUGAACUUGGCCGCAGCCAGACACAGUGCGAGAGGCAAGCAGGUGCUAGUGUGCAGAUGCGACGCAGCUGGGGCGAGGAUCCGAUACGAGACGGGCUGCUAGGAUAUUCUUACCACCACCGGUAAGGAACAGAGCUGUGGGCUAUCAUAAACUACAAACCACAUGUGGGAGAGCCCACUGGUUAUGGUGUGGUGGUUUCAAGAGUACGGGGAAGCGGUAGUGAAGGAGACACAGGUACUACAGUAGGGGGAAGUAAAGGAGAGACAGAUCCCACAGGAAAUUCUGGAGGCACAUCCCCCUUUCGCUGUCAUGCCAACGUGACAACAUCGCCGACUUAUGGCGCAGUCCGGGGCGGCACUGCUGCUGUUGCUGCUGUAUUGCUUCUGGGCGACUGGAGACUACCAGGACCCUGUUGACAGUCGCAAACUGUUCGGCGGGUACAGGAUCGUGCCGAAGCCGUGCCGGCCUGACAGCGACGCCCACUCUGAGAAUCUCGGUAUCUGCAUGUUUAACUAUGAGUGUGCGGCACGAGAGGGUGAAGUAGUGGGGGCGUGUAUGGACGGGUUCCUCUUCGGCGCGUGCUGCCGUCUACCCCCCGGACAAACCUUCGAGCUGCCCGACACCGACCUGCUGCUCGAUAACGUAGCUAAUUUUCCACCCGACAAUCCCAAUUCCAUCGUCGCGACCAGCAAGCGACCCGAUUACAUGGAGUCAUCCUCCAUCAACGAAUUACUGCACAACCCCUUCCUACACGUGUCGGCCCACCCUGACGCCGACACGGUGCUCCUCACAGGCGGCCUCGAUCAUCCUGUGGCAGAGACAAAUCGGCCGAGUUCAGGCACUACGCUGCAGCCAGAUCUGAGCACGUUCAGCUAUGUGCAGAGCAACAGUGUGGACGAACAGCCGUCAACGCCAAAAUACCACCCAGAGGAGAAGAGCACAAUGUCUGUGACACCGACUUAUUACUCGACGGCUAGCAAGUGGGCGACAUCGUUCAGACCACACCCCACCCCAUCGCACGAAUACGACGAGGGACUUAUUCUCGUUCCGACCAUAACUAAGCGCCCUGAAUCAAUACCGAACCCAGAGUCCAUCAAUCACAUAAUCUCAUUGCUCAACGACACAGGCGGUGGCCUGGUCGAUCCAGGACCUGAGCCUGAACCUGAGAUCAUCUCACUGGGCAAUUCGUCACCUGCGGGUUUGUCCACGUGGGUUGCUGUGAACGGCAAGCCCUCUCCUUCAACAUCAUGGAAACCUGAUACUACAGGCUACAGCAAGCCUCCACAAUCCCAUACCACUCUAUGGCCAGGUUUAUCAUCUGGCAGCACAAGCUCACAUCAUGUGGUGGGACCAUCAUUUGAUGUCUUUACAACCCAGCAGGGCACCUCGAGACCUGCACCUACUGUCAUUGUGCUUGGCCCAUUUUCAUCUGAUGUCACCACAACAGCCACUUCUUCCACUAAGUGGCCUGCCAUCAUUACAAGCAGCAAUAAGAUCAGUUCUACAACUUCUACUUUGGUAACAAAGCGACCAUCUACAGUAAAACCAUCUACAGGUUUCUUUAUAACCAAGCAGCCCUCCAGCACAACGCCAAACUUAAUAACUUCACGGCCCAGCUCUACACAAUUCACUAAUAGGCCCACAACACAUUACAGUGACCUGUCUACAGCACAGUUUACUUUUAGACCAACCUUGAGCAUAACACAGAGCACAAACCGACCCAGCCCUGUACCAACACAUUUCACAGAUCGGCCCAACUUAGGAACAUCAUCUUUCACAAUUCGGCCCACUUCAAGUAUUACACAAGUUACCAGCAGCAGACCUAGCACAGGAACAAUAUUUGUGACUAACAGUCCAGGAGUGACAAAUCGGCCCACAUCAGGUACUACAAUAGUCAGCAAUCUACCAUGGGUAACAACCCCAAUUGACUAUCCAGAAACUACUUUAGGAGCAGACCAUCUGGCCAACUUCCCUCCUGUAAGGAACCCUUCCUUCAAUAUGACGCAGCAUGAGCGUCCCCCAGUGGUUCUGCCUCCCAACCCUGAGGACCUGUUCAAUGUGGAUGACAUUCCCACUCCCAUGUUUGUGGAAGAUGACAAGUUGAACAACAAGUUGCAGACCUUUGUAGACAAGAUUGUACUGUCUCUUGAUGGUAACUUCCAGGACUUGGAGGAGGUGUUGCACAGUGGGAAGAAUGUGACAACCACUUCUAUCACCACAACAAGGAGGCCCCCAACUUCAAAAAGACCGACCCAGGUAACAACAACACGUAGACCAACAGUCACAGGUUUGACUCCUGUGCAGAAGCCCAGCAUUUCUACUACAUCACGACCUCAGACUCUAAGGCCUCAACCAACACGGCCAACGCUGACUACGAGACCUAGGCCUUCGCCAACUACUCGACCAUCCAAUGUGAGACCCUUACAGACAACACAAACAAACAGACCCAGUACAAAACCCACACAAACUCUCAGACCCAGUAUAAAACCCACACAAACUCUCAGACCAACCACACAAUCUUCCAGACCUUCGCAGACACCACGGCCAAGGCCAACAAGCAUAAGGCCUUCUCAGAGUCCAAAACCAUCUUCACAGCAGCCAUCACGCCCAUCCACCACAUAUCGACCUGGGAACACUGUGAAAGUGACGACCAAGAGAAGUACAACAACAAGCUCAACCACACAGCUCCUGCUGCAACAAGAUGAUGUAACCUCCACUAAAUCAACAACAGAGGAGCCAACCACCUUGCUGGACUACACAUUGACAACCAAUGAUGAGGACCUCACAACUUCGUCUCAUCCUGUUGACUAUAAGCAUGAGUGUGGGGUGAGGCCCCUCAUGAAGAAGACUGGACGUAUUGUGGGUGGAAAGGGCGCCACUUUUGGGGAGUGGCCAUGGCAAGUACUAGUGCGAGAAUCCACAUGGCUUGGACUGUUCACCAAGAACAAGUGUGGUGGUGUGCUUAUUACCUCACGCUAUGUUACCACAGCUGCGCACUGUCAGCCUGGAUUUUUGGCAAAUCUUGUGGCAGUCUUUGGUGAGUUUGACAUCAGUGGGGAACUUGAGUCACGUCGUUCAGUCAUGAAGAACAUACGACGUGUUGUUGUGCACCGACAAUAUGAUGCUGCCACUUUUGCAAAUGACCUGGCACUCCUGGAACUGGAGUCACCUGUGGCCUUUGAUGAGCAUAUUGUGCCCAUCUGCAUGCCACAUGACAAGGAAGACUUCACUGGCAGGAUGGCAACAGUCACUGGAUGGGGUCGUCUUAAAUAUGGGGGUGGAGUACCAAACUUGCUGCAGGAAGUGCAGGUGCCAGUGAUAGAGAACAGUGUGUGCCAAGAGAUGUUCCACACUGCGGGCCACUCCAAAGUUAUCCUCAAUAGCUUCCUGUGUGCAGGCUAUGCCAAUGGACAGAAGGACUCAUGUGAGGGUGACAGUGGUGGUCCUCUAAUGCUGGAGCGAGAAGAUGGCCGCUGGGUGCUGGUUGGGACAGUGUCACAUGGAAUAAAGUGUGCUGCUCCAUAUCUGCCCGGAGUUUACAUGCGUACCACAUACUACAAGCCCUGGCUGCAUGCCAUAACUGGCGUAAAUUGAACUGCUACCUGGAUAUAACUUAUACAUGCUUGAACAAAUGAAACACUGACACACAAUAUUGUGGAUACUAAGUGAUGUUAUCAUUGAAUUCAUGUUUGUUAUUAGUGGAUUUUUGGAAUCCUUAGCGUUCGUAACGAAACUUUGAUAGAAAGUUGGAUCUUCACUUAAGUUCCAUCUGCCAAGUAUUUACUUCAAAGUAGUACUAUAUUAGUUUGUCAUGGUUUGCUGGGCUGUGAUGCCACGUGUUCUUUUAGGUUUCUACUAACACUGGAAGCCACCUACAAAACUAUACGGCAGCACAACCCAGAAGACCAUGACUGACAUCUUUACCACUAUGAGAAAUUCAGAUCUCAGGUACCAUAUGGUAUUUAUUUUUAUUUUUGCCAAAUGCAGGUUCUUCAAAAUGUCCUACUGUGUCAUAAACAUAUAUAUUGUUGGGUUGAUGCAGCUACUUCAUACUGCUGUAACAAAUCAUGUCUUCCUAGAUUGCUGCCAGCUAAUUAUAUCAGUCUGAACAUAAUUAAGCCAAUAUUCCUUACUUCUGAAUGAUUCAACUUGUUUUUAGUGCUCACACAGAGACUUCUACACCUCAGUACAAUGCAAGUCUUCCUGGAUUUAUCUGACCAUAAUAUAAAUCUAUUCCUUUCAUAAACACAAUAUGAUAUGCUAUAAUUGACUAACCAUCAGGAAUGUUGGUGUUAUUUGUAUGUUUAUUAACCUUUAUCUGCUGUGUGUCAUUGCUUAUGCAUGGGCCCAGGUAGCAAUGCAUUACAGUAGUAUGUUAAUACCAUUAAGCCGCUAAAGUUAAAAUCUGGUUUAUGGUUCCAUAAUACAAGAUUUAAAUCUCCUGUUUCUAUACAAUGAAGGUUAAUGGUAAAUGGAACAAUUAAACAAGAGUGCAUUAUGGAAUUUUCGUCAAACUGCAAUCUCUGUACACAUAAUUUCUUUUGUCAAGUUUCUGAAAAUAUUGCUUAGUAGAUGUCACUUUCUAACAUAACUUCAGUUUUGUUUACAUUCUGUAACAUAUAUCUGUUAUAAUCACAGUUCCAAAUAGAAUCUGCUUUUCAGUUUGAGAUCUGGUCCAGACCCCUGAAAUGACUUGAUGCCAUAAUGGAAAGUAUAAACCAAAACUAUGUACAUUCUGCAGUGUUCAUAUUCAUUAUUGCCUCUGUGUUUGGGCACAUCAAGAAUGAAGUUUCCCUGGACAAAGGUUAUGUCAUGCUACUAUGGUUGACUGGAAAAGGUGUUUUGAUUUUCCUAGUCAUUUUUAAUCCGAUUUCUUUAUGCUUGAUGUUCCAUUUACAAGUGACUGUUUCUGCCAUCUUGUUGACAUUAACUACAGCUGAUUUUUUGUCAGGUGUAUAUAUGUGUUCACUGCAAUAAUUUAAUAAUUCUGGGCUAAUAAACUGACCACUUACUAUGGUCACUAAGUAUACAAUGUACUGAACUUUAGCUCAGUUUCCAGCUUCCAAUAUAAUGUCUCCUCAUUGAUUCUUCAUGAAUUAAUCUAAUUGUGGGUUUUGUGAACAUUGUUAGCCUUAUCAUGACAAGCAUUUGUCUGCAUGGCCUGAGAUACUUUCUGUCAGACACCGCAAGUUUCAAGUGCAGUGAAGUGGUCUGUGUGUGGUGUCACCUAUGGAGUUGAGGCUACAGCCACUAAGAAAAGACUUGAAGAACCAUGACAGUUGCUGAGUAGUGUGGCUGAAGCCAUGGUAUCUACUGUUAAGUUAUUUUAUUUAUUACAAGGAUUUAAUUAUGAUGAAAACAUAUUUAUUUAAGAACAAAUGAAAUAAAAGCAUAACCAGUUA
This is a messenger RNA of Zootermopsis nevadensis, 6349 nucleotides long. Lineage: Eukaryota; Metazoa; Arthropoda; Insecta; Blattodea; Termopsidae. The record is from RefSeq and is a predicted model, not a curated record.